This is a messenger RNA of Ahaetulla prasina, 2685 nucleotides long. It is a transcript of the gene KLF10, whose product is annotated as KLF transcription factor 10. The transcript is spliced from 4 exons. Gene Ontology annotation, biological process: regulation of transcription by RNA polymerase II. The coding region runs from base 152 to 1603 and encodes 483 amino acids. The record is from RefSeq and is a predicted model, not a curated record. Gene Ontology annotation, molecular function: RNA polymerase II cis-regulatory region sequence-specific DNA binding; DNA-binding transcription factor activity, RNA polymerase II-specific. NCBI's taxonomy places the organism in Eukaryota, Metazoa, Chordata, Lepidosauria, Squamata, Colubridae.
GGGAGCUGCCCGCGAACAAAAAGAGAAAAAUAAAGGCAGCGCCAAGCAGAGAACGUCCGAGGCGGGGAGGGGGACGGUGCUUGUCAACAACCGCAGCCCGCUCUUUUAGCAUCUGUCCACCGCCUAACGCUGAAGGCUUGCCAUCGGAGUCAUGCUAAAUUUUGGAGAGCCUGCUUUCCAGCACACAGAAGAGGGAAUGGAGAUGAUUGCUAAAAAGCAAUGCCUCAGGAAGUGUUAUUGGAACUAUACCAAUGAAAAGAGUGCUUUUGAAGCAGUGGAAGCUCUCAUGUACAUGAGCUGCAGUUGGAAAUCAGACUUCAAAAAGUAUGCUGAGCGGAGGCCAAUGACGCCAGCUUCAGAUUCAUCUGAGGAGUUUGAAGACAACUUGCUACCUCCUGCUGAUUUUCGUACGAUACCAGCUUUUUGUUUAACUCCACCCUACAGCCCUUCUGCUGACCUUGAAAUGUCUCAGGCAGUCCAUCCAGCAACAUCAGCGCCACCUUGUGUACAGAACAAGCCAUAUCCAGACCUUUCUGAUCAAGUCUUUACAGCAUCUCCUAACAAGACCCAAAAUGUUCAAGUGCCAAGAAUAUUGAGAGCUCAAGCAACCAGCGUCAUUCGCCAUACAGCAGAUGCUCAGCUUUGCAGUAGCAUAACCUGUCCAGCAAGAACAGAUCAUGUUAGGAAGUAUGAUGUUAACAUGGGGGAAGCAAACCAGAAUGGCAGUACAAAAUCACAUUCAGAAGACAAUACAGAAGAAAAACAAAAUUUAUCUUGUGAAAGUGUAUUGCUGAAUACUGCAUUUUCUGAAGAUAAGCUGUCAGCCAUAAAAGAAUCCAAAAGUCCAUUGCAGGCCAUCAGCCCAGUGCCUUUCCCACAGACUUUACUUGAUACUUCUCCAUCUGUCUCUUGGGCUUCACAGGUAGCCCCUCCAUCAUCUGUGCAAGUAGGAGGAGUCUCUUCUAUGCCAUUGGUUUGCCAGAUGGUUCCAUUGUCUGCUAACAACUCUGUUGUGACAGCAAUAGUAUCUAACACUCCUUGUGGUCAAUUGCCAUCAAACCUUUGUCAUCCAAUGGUCCUCAUGGGAACUCAAGUUCCCAAAGCAGCAGUUAUGUUUGUAGUUCCACAGACUGUUGUGCAGAAUGCCAAGGCUCCGGUGACCAGUCCUCACAGCACCAGACUGUCCCCUAUUGCUCCUGCUCCAGGUUUGGUCCCUCCUGCCACAAAGAUCACUCCAUCUGUUGACUCUCUCAGAACAAGAAGCCAUGUUUGUAACUACCUGGGUUGUGGAAAAACAUAUUUCAAAAGCUCCCAUUUAAAGGCACAUGUUAGAACACACACAGGAGAAAAGCCAUUCAGCUGCAGUUGGAAAGGCUGCGAGAGGAGAUUUGCCCGUUCUGACGAACUAUCUCGCCAUCGCAGAACACAUACGGGAGAGAAAAAAUUUGCCUGCCCAAUGUGCAGUCGACGAUUCAUGAGGAGUGACCAUUUAACAAAACAUGCACGUCGCCAUCUGUCAGCCAAAAAAUUACCAAACUGGCAGAUGGAAGUGAGCAAGCUAAAUGAUAUUGUUACACCACAUAGUUCUGUGGCUGAUCAAUGAAUAACUUUGUCUAAAGAGGCUGUUUAGCUUCUUUUUUUCCCCCCAGUGUAUGACUGGUACCAAUGGUAAUGUGAAAAAACAUUGCAGAAUAAGUCUGUGGUUCUACACUAUCAGAUUGAAACAGGCAAUGGCUAUCUGUAUACCUUGGCUGUGAUAUAUAGGGUAGCAGGCAUUUUUGUGCUUGGAGAAAGGAGACAUGGAAACGUCAAUGCCAAUUCUGGAAAGAGCUGUUCCUGUGUCCUCUGUAGCUGAGUAUAAACUAGAGAGAGAUGCUGACAUUAGGAUGUGGGAAUGUUUUCAAUGCUGUUGCAAACAAAAUGCAGAAUCUCAGCUUAUGGUACAGAAUCAGGGAUAAGUUCCAGUAAUACUAGAAUGCUGAAAAUUUAAAGUAGAAAUACUUGCUGUUUUCUCAGUUGUGAAUGAUGAUGGGAAUGUGGUUAUCAACUUCCUGAGAUUAAGUUUAUGUAUCUUCAUUUCCUGGUAUAUAAAGUAUAACUAAUUUAGCAAUUCUGUAUAACUUAAGUAUAUCAUUGAGAAAGUGGUUUCAUAUGGCUGGAUUUCUAAAGAUAAAUUUUUACUAUUUUGAAAGCGUCACAGUUUGUACUAUUAGCUGUACUUCAGCAUUUUUUGUUAUUUGUGUGUUUAAAUUGUGUGUUUCUUUUAUACAUUUAAAUUUCUAUAUCAUUGAAACCUUGAUACAGUGCACUUUGUUUAAAGGAUAAUUUAAGAGUUACAAAAGCUUUAUUCUCCAGGAAGAACAAAAGCAGUGUGCUAUGUUACUUCCUGAAAUUUCUCUAAAAUAGAUUACAAUAGAAAUAUGAUUGACCUUUAUAUGUUAUAGUUAUAAUUUAAAAUGACAUAAAAUUGGAAAAUGAUGGAUUACUUAUGAAGCAAAGAAAGUCGAGUCAUCAGUCCUAGAUGUGUAUACAGUGAUUUUGCCAUCAUUUUUUCAAUUCUUACUAUACUAAAUAAAUACAAAAUUAUAGAGUAUUGUAAUAUCUAUUUUGUGACUACUUAAGAUUUUGCACAAGAUUUCUUAUGUACUUUAUACUUGUUUACAAUAAAUGUAAUUUUCUUUAAUA